Messenger RNA from Ilex paraguariensis (yerba mate), 384 nucleotides. Lineage: Eukaryota; Viridiplantae; Streptophyta; Magnoliopsida; Aquifoliales; Aquifoliaceae. The record is from the annotation of a GenBank genome assembly.
AUGGUAACGGUGGUUCCAGAGGACAACAUCUUUCCCUUGACUCAAAACUUUAGCCAAGGCAAAAGUUACCUCCUUGUCAAUCCUCCACAGAGGGAACAUCAAUGGCCAAAUCAACCCUCAUGUUCUCACCCACAUGCUCUCACCCAAAGAAGGGCUCGAGACAGUAUCCUCGACAUGAAGGACGUCAUCAGGCACCGGAGGAACGAAAGGCUGACUGAGAAAUACCUCCUAAGGGCCCUUCUUGGCAAAGACAGUACUCAAGGGCUCUUGAAUCGUAAGAAGCGAGAUAAUGGGUCUAGCACCGUAGAAGGUGUUGGCACCUCAGAAGGGGUCAAGCACAAUGGAAGGUGUCGGGCAUCGCAGAAGACAUUAAGCACUGUGUAG